AUGUCUAUUAUUCAGGAUGAGCUGGUGCUGAUGCGAGCGCUGCAUCCAGAGUGUGCGGUGGUGCUGAUGGUGGUGAUGGUGAUGGGAGAACUCCAGAGGUCAUGCUCGCGGACUGUGGCGGAGAAAGUUAGUGAACAAUGCCAGCUGGCAUGCCACUGUCGAAGAUACCCUCCUCUCCCUCCACCUCCGCCUCCGCCGCCGCCUCCACGGCUACUGGGCGCCACAGUGGCAGAGCCCAUGGUGCCCUUGUUGAGGCCCUGGUGGAUGGAGCUGGACUUUAUAGUGCUCGGGACGGUUGGCUGUGCCUCCGUGGUUUUCCUCCUCUCAGCCAUCAUCAUCUGCUACAAGGCCAUCAAGAGGAAACCACUGCGAAAAGAAGAGAACGGUACGAGUCGCGGGGAAUAUGCCAUGAGCAUCCGUAACAAGAAGGCCAUGGGAACAAACAACACUGUGGUAUAG
Messenger RNA from Solea senegalensis (Senegalese sole), 459 nucleotides. It is a transcript of the gene prima1, whose product is annotated as proline rich membrane anchor 1. NCBI's taxonomy places the organism in Eukaryota, Metazoa, Chordata, Actinopteri, Pleuronectiformes, Soleidae. The transcript is spliced from 5 exons. The record is from RefSeq and is a predicted model, not a curated record. Bases 1 to 459 code for a protein of 152 amino acids.